AUGCCCACCACAGCUCCAGAGAAACCAAAACAGGGCACCUCUAGCAAAUCGUUCUUUGGCAGAAAAUUAUACAAGGAAAGGCAAACAGACGAUCGCUUCGAUGGAUAUACAGCCUCGUUGAGUUCAACAAACGCGGAAACACAAUCAAUCACAGGUAGUCUAGCUGGGUCACGCGGUUCACGAUAUUCAGCGAGAGGAUCUAUUGGUUCAUUUGACGCGGACGAAUCUAAUGCUGCUGCUGUCGCUGCUCUCAAUUCCAAUGCCGGCAUAAUCACCUCGAUACCCUUUGAUAGCAUGCCCUCGGACUCAAAAAUUCCCAUACCCGUGGAUUACCUGCCAAAACAAGAUUCAGGCGCUCGCCGAGAGCCUUCUCCCAAUCAUCUUGCAAAGUCCAACGCUGAUUAUCAUCAGUAUCCAGCCUGGGACUCGAAAUCUACAUCCUCACAUAAUUCCGUUACGCCCUCGGUCAGUGGUCCUCGGCCGCCGCCGCACGCCUCGAAUUUAACAAUGACGGGUAGCUCUACAGGAGACCGCGGCGCCAGGUAUCAACAAUGGGGGAGACCUGGCAGCUCUGCGGCAAAUAAUAACUUUACCUACGCCUCUGGCAGUUACGCUUCAGCCGACUCGUCCUCCGCCUCAAGAAUGUCUCUCGAUCAGACCAGCAUACAUUCCUCUCAGUCAUCAUCCGCUACAAGAACCUCAUAUUUUUCCGACAGCAAUUCUUCCCGUACCCUCACCACCUCUUAUUCCGGGGGUGAUCGCAGUGGCAGUCGCUACUCAAACGCCCAAGGAUCAUGGCCAUCACAACCUCAAUAUGGUGUCAGCCCUUCUCCAUCAAUGUCGACUGUAGCGUCUGGGGACUAUUUGUCACGGCCAAAGGACGAUCGAAUGGUCGACCAGCUUUUUCUCGAAUUGAUGCAGAAGCGAGGCUGGCAGAAUUUACCAGAACAAGCCAAAAGACAGAUGCUUGCAUAUCCCGCCUCCAAAAAAUGGACCCUCGUUCAUCAAGAUCGUUUGACCGAGCUCCAAGGAGAGCAGAAGCGACGCAACAACGCCCGGCUCACUCACGGCUACGAUAGUGGCUCUCUUACUGUUAUAGGCCGAGCCGACGAAGAGGGAAGCCCGGAGUGGUAUGUGAAGAAGGUUAUGGACGAUACAAUUACUUCGAAACAACUAGGCAGUUUGAGUGUUAGUCUGCGGACGCAACCCAUCAGCUGGGUCAAAGCUUUUGUUGAAGCUCAAGGUCAGGUUGCUCUAACAAAUGUGUUACUCAAAAUCAACCGCCGCAAGACUGCUGGACCAGGGCCUGUAGUGUCAGGCGCUGAUAAAGAUCUUGAACGUGAAUAUGACAUUACCAAAUGUCUAAAGGCCUUGAUGAACAACAAAUAUGGCGCCGACGAUGCUCUUGCACACCAACAAGUUAUCGUUGCCCUGGUCAGCUCGCUGCUGUCGCCACGACUGCAAACUCGAAGAAUUGUCAGCGAUGUACUAACUUUUCUCUGCCACUGGGGCGACGGUCAAGGCCACCAAAAGGUGUUGCAGGCAAUGGAUCAUGUCAAGAAUCAUAAUGGGGAAACAGGUCGAUUUGAUGCCUGGAUGCGUAUCGUCGAGGUGACCAUCGACGGUCGUGGCAAGAUGGGCAGUCUGGUCGGCGCAAGUGAAGAGUUUCGCAGCGGAGGUGUGGGCAUGGAGAAUCAACUCAUGGAAUACGCAGUUGCGACAAUGAUGAUGAUCAAUAUGCUUGUAGAUGCACCGCAGUACGACUUGCAAUUACGAUGUCACAUUCGAGCUCAGUUCAUCGCUUGUGGUAUCAAGCGUCUGUUGACGAAGAUGGAGGGCUUCCAAUACGAGAUCAUUGACAAACAGAUUGAACGAUUCCGAGAAAAUGAGGCAAUUGACUACGAGGACCUGUUGCAGCGCGAGGGCAGCAGCGCCAAGGACAGUGUUGAAGGAGAAGUCAAGGACAUGAGUGAUCCUGCCCAGAUUACUGAUGCGAUCAAUAUGAAGUUACAAGGUACACGAGCGGGAGAUUAUUUUCUCUCUGCAAUGCAGCAUAUGCUUCUUAUACGAGAGAAUUCUUCAGGCGAUGAUGGAUUGCGUAUGUUUCAAUUGGUCGAAGCCAUGCUUAGCUACGUUGCUAUGGAUCGUCGGCUGCCAGAUCUAGACCUUCGCCAGGGCUUGACGUUCACAGUGCAAAACUUACUGGAUAAGUUGCAUACAGACGCCGAGGCUAGACAUGCGUACGACGAAUCCUUGGAGGCUCGCCAGGUCGCAGAAGCCGCCAUUGCCGAGCGUGAUGAAAUGAAGGCACAGAUCGAGCUCGGGGCUGAUGGUCUAGUCAAAAAAUUACAAAAGCAGAUUGAGGAACAAGCCAGUGUUCUUGAGUUGCAACGCCGCCAAAAUGAUUCUCUCAAGUCUGAGCUCAAUGAUGUUCACCGUCUUCGAGCGCAAGAAUUGCAACGAAAUGAGUUGGAGACUCGUGAAUUGUACCUCAUGCUUCGGGAUGCCCAAGAUAUUGCUGCUUCUAAUGCAAAGAAACAAGCACCUGAAAACAAACUUGGUGAAACUGAUCCAACUCAGAUGAGAGGUAUCCUGGAUCGCGAGAGACUACUUGAAAGACUUGAACGCCAACUCGAGCGGACAAAGACUCAAUUCAAGCUCGAAGGCAAGGUUUGGAACCAAGAUGGCCCAUCAGAUCGUCUACGUGAACUUCGAGAACAGAUGGAGGGUGCUCUCGCGCAGCCAGAGGAAGAAUUCGAAAAGAAGACUCGGCAAACCCUAACAAACAGCACUUUCGGAUCUGUCACACGCAAAAAGGUUGCUUCAACUGAACAAGAGGCCCAACCUCUACCCGAGAUCAUCGAGACGGAAGCGGUUGAGGAGAAGGAGAAGGUCACAUUAGAAACCUAUGAACGACCGCGCAUGAACCCAAUACAAGCCACUGGUUUAUUGGGAGAGAUUGCCGCCAAGGUUCGCAAAUAUGACUCGGAUGAGGAAGCUGAGGGCUCGAAAGCAGAACAAAAGGCCGAAGCUGAAGCUGCUGAGAAAGAGGCCGACGUCAAAGACGAGGUUUCAAAACCUGCUGUUACUGCUGUACCACCUCCUCCUCCCCCUCCUCCUCCUCCUCCACCACCACCACCACCUCCGCCGCCAAUGUCUGGAGCUAUUCCCCCUCCGCCGCCACCUCCUCCCCCUCCUCCCCCACCAAUGUCAGCUGGGGGUAUUCCUCCGCCGCCGCCGCCUCCUCCUCCUCCUCCUCCCCCAAUGUCUCCUGGUAUGCCGCCGCCACCUCCACCUCCGCCUGGCGCUCCUGUACCUGGCGCUUGGCGAGCAAACUACAUGUCACAACAAGACCAAUCAUAUGCUCCGACAACCACUAUGCCUUCGAUAAGACCUAAGAAGAAACUCAAGGCUCUUCAUUGGGAUAAGAUUGACACUCCUCAGGUUACAGUAUGGGCCAGUCAUGCCCCGACAACCGAAGCAAAGGAAGAAAAAUACACCGAUUUGGCAAAGAAGGGUGUUCUCGACGAAGUGGAGCGGUUGUUCAUGGCCAAGGAGACAAAGAUCUUAGGUGGUGGAAACACGGCUCAAAAACGAAAAGACAAGAAACAGAUCAUCUCCAACGAACUCUCCAAGACUUUCCAGGUCGCCUUGGCCAAGUUUUCGCAAACAUCGGUGGAUGAGUUGGUACGGAUGAUUAUCCAUUGCGACAAGGAGAUUAUGGAGAAUGAUGUCGUUAUGGACUUUUUGCAGCGAGACGAUCUCUGUAAUAUUGCUGAAAAUACCGCCAAACUCAUGGCACCAUAUAGCAAGGACUGGACUGUUGCCGACGCCGCAACGGCCGAGAGGGAGCAAGAUAUUAAUGAACUUACUCGGGAGGAUCAGAUCUACCUACAAACGGCUUAUGAACUCAAUCAUUAUUGGAAGUCUAGGAUGCGCGCGCUUGCACUGACAAGGAGUUACGAGGCGGAUUACGAUCAUAUUUCCACCAAGAUACAGGAGGUGGCUCAAGUUUGCGAUUCUCUUCGUGAUUCCGUAUCGCUUAUGAAUGUUUUGGGUUUGAUUCUAGAUAUUGGUAACUUUAUGAAUGACGCCAACAAGCAGGCUCAAGGUUUCAAGCUGGGUUCUCUUGCACGAUUGGGCAUGGUCAAGGACGACAAGAACGAAACUACAUUCGCGGAUCUUGUGGAACGUAUCGUGCGUAAUCAAUAUCCGGAAUGGGAGGGUUUCCAAGACGAAAUCGGUGGUGUGGCUGGUGUGCACAAACUUAAUAUCGACAAUCUGCGUCAGGAUGCUGUCAAAUACAUCAACACCAUCAAGAACGUACAGUCAAGUCUUGAUUCGGGCAACUUGAGUGAUCCGAAGAAAUUCCAUCCUCAAGAUCGUGUUAGUCAGGUGGUUCAACGAAACAUGAAAGAAGCUCGACGGAAAGCCGAGCAGAUGCAGAUCUUACUUGAUGAUUUGGCAAAGACGUUUGAUGACAUUAUGACAUUCUAUGGUGAGGACAAUACGGAUGAAAACUCGCGUCGUGACUUCUUCGGCAAGCUUGCUUCUUUCUUGCAAGAAUGGAAGAAAUCCAAGGAGAAGAAUAUAGCGCUAGAGGAGAACCGAAGACGAAUCGAAUCAUCUUUGGCACGCAAACGAGUCAAUGCUACCAUAGCCAACGGUGGUGCUACCGACAGUCCUGUAUCACCAACAUCAAGUGGUGCGAUGGACUCGUUACUAGAGAAACUACGUGCAGCGGCGCCCCAAGCCAAAGACCAGCGCGACAGACGUCGGCGAGCACGAUUAAAAGAAAGACAUCAAGUGCGAGUAGCGUCAGGACAGCGAAUGCCCGGCCUGAUGGGCGCAGAAGCCGACGACGGCGAGGGCGCAUCCGUGAUAUCCACCGCCGACGCGAGCGGCGACCUUCUCUCACCACAGGAAGACGCCAAGUCAACAAAUGGCGCCGAAUCCGUAUCCGAGGGAGAAGACAUUGCCGACCGAGCCGCCAAUCUCUUGCAAGGUCUACGCAGCAACAACACAGAUACCGACGAAGAGCGCACCCGCCGACGCAGAGAAAGCGCAGAGGACGAGCGGCGAGCACGCAGACUGCGCAUGAGAUCUCGCAAUGCAGGGACAAGUGGCAGCAAAGACGGCGCGGAUGGACUAGUCCUUCCCUCGUUGAGGGAGACAUCCGCGGCUCCAGAGGAAGAUAUACAGUCUCCUGGCACAUCACAAUCCACGCCAGCCAUAGUGGUAUCAUCCGAGUCGAACGAUCUGGAUCCUCCUGCCGAUGAUAAUAAUGCUAAUAGUAAUCACCAACAAAGCGGAGAAGGAGAUGAAGACGUCGCGAUGGAUGGCUCGUCCCCGGACAGACCGGUGGAAAUAUCCGAUUGA
Messenger RNA from Talaromyces marneffei, 5379 nucleotides. RefSeq lists its product as uncharacterized. Bases 1 to 5379 code for a protein of 1792 amino acids. Lineage: Eukaryota; Fungi; Ascomycota; Eurotiomycetes; Eurotiales; Trichocomaceae. Gene Ontology annotation, cellular component: cell division site; mating projection tip. The record is from RefSeq and is a predicted model, not a curated record. Gene Ontology annotation, molecular function: small GTPase binding; actin binding. Gene Ontology annotation, biological process: barbed-end actin filament capping; actin filament bundle assembly; mitotic actomyosin contractile ring assembly. The transcript has 3 exons.